Molecule: messenger RNA, 506 nt
Organism: Micropterus dolomieu (smallmouth bass)
Lineage: Eukaryota; Metazoa; Chordata; Actinopteri; Centrarchiformes; Centrarchidae
Product: E3 ubiquitin-protein ligase HACE1-like
Exons: 2
Source: RefSeq, a predicted model, not a curated record
CCUGGGGGGAGCUGGGAUUGAACCGCCGACCUUCUGAUUACUCUGCCAACCCGCUCCACGUCCUGAGCCACAGCCGCCCCAUAGUAUAUUCAGACAUAGUACGCACAACGCUGCCAUGUGAUAUCGGUUACAGGAAGAGUGGAGGGCCAUUGGAGCUGCUGUGGCACUCCCUGGAUGAGUGGCUGGUGCUCAUCUCCAAAGAGCUGGACAGGAACAGGAAGAACCCAGGUUCCUCCUCAAGCAGCGAAAUAGCCUCUCUGCUCCUCAAACAGUGCGAAGUUGACCACUCCGGCUCCACGCCAAAGCUCCCCUCCUUGCUGGACCCUCAGAUCGUCAUGGAAACAGACGGAGAGGACGUCAUCUCUAUGACAGCCAAUCGUCUCAGUGCUGUGAUCCAGGCCUUCUAUAUGUGCUGCUCCUGUCAGAUGCCAAAAGGGUCUGUCCUCGGCCUUCAUCUGUCAGCUGUCAUAUCUAAUCAGUAUAUCAAGAAGCAUCAUUUAACAUGA